GGGGAGCGGCCUGGGCUGCGCCGGGGAGGUCGCGGCGAGUCCCGGCCGAGGGGCCGGGGCGGCUGCCGGCCCUGCCGCCUAGGGGGGCCGCAGAGGUGGGCCGCGCUGUUGCGGCCGCCCGUAGCUGAGCGCGACGGGCCCCUUCGCGGAGGGGCGAGCCGCGUUGCGGCCGGCGCGCGGCUGUGCCUUCCGUCGGCGCUCCGCGGUAAGUUAGAGCGGUUGCUGCCGGCUCCCCUCCUGCGACUGGAGGAUCAGGAGCCGUUGCUGUAUUGCUCGCAGCGGAGGAGUGAGGACUCCGUGGGAAAACAAGCGAGCUAAGCCUUGAAGCUGUAGAGGUGCUGUACGUACAGUCGUUGCAAUGCUGCCUGCGCCUGGACGUUCCCUGUUCUUUUGGUCCUCGCAAGCUUUCCAGAGCCUUCUAGACUUUGGUUCAAAUUUUCUUGAUGGCUACAGAGCAUUGCUACUGCGUGGAGUUAUUGGCAGAGUGAAAUAGCAGUUUGGACCCCUGCAAGCACUAGACGAAUUGAUAAGAGCUGCGUUGGCCUCGUUCUUCUCGAGCUUUGUGACAGCAGAGCUGUCGCCCCUCUUGGGAGUUCUUUUUCCUUGCUUGCCUCUUGUGUCUACUUACAAGAUUUCUCCAUGCCCAAAGAAAAUAUUUAAACCCUCCUGACACUUGCGUGACACGUAAAAGUUAUUACCUAGGUUUUGACCUGACUCUUGGUGAUAAGCCUGUGUUGUUUGCUUAGUGUUUGUUCACAGAAGAUACAGCAGGAUCAGAUUAGAGUUUUUUUUUAAGAAACCUGAUAGCUCUCUGAGAGAAGUAAUAAAACUAUAGAUAAAGGAGACUUAAUGAGCAAACCUUACACAGUUUUCCAAAAGCCUUUGGCAAGUGUCCCUACACUAUGAAGUCAGGAACAGCUUUAGUUUCUUAAAUGAAAAAUAACUAAAAUACUUCCAUAAAUGCUUAUACCUGUGCUGACUCUGUACCAUAAAAAAUGAUGGAUACUUGGAAGUGUUUACCUUCUUUCUGUUCUCAGAAUUGGUCUUGAUGACACUGAGAAGCAAUUUAUAAAGGGUUAAAAUAAAGUUUUCUUCUUCCCUGUCCUAUAGUAAAGUAUUUAUAUUUAAUCACUUUAGAAAGUACGUUACCUUUUCUGUAUUUGUGAUGGUGAAUAAUUUGUGUUAACUGCUUUACUGAUUUGUUCGUUUGUUUGCUGUACUGCCUUCCUCUUCUAAGCUACUCUUUUCCAGCAUUGUUAUAAGAAGUGUAUUCAAUAGCAGAGUGAACAUCUUUCAGGCUUAGCUUUCGUAAUUUUUCAGCUGCUCUUGUUGCACGUUGUAUUAGUAGGAACAUGAAAGCAAUGGUAUUUUUAUGUUUUUCUGCAGCAUCCAGGGAAGAAAACAUCUGAGAGUCACUGUGGAUGACACUCUGAAAAGUCAGUUCCAGGUUGUCGUUAGCAAAAAUCAAAAAGUAAAUAGAAUGGUAGAAAUUAUCAGGUAAGGAAUGAAGUGCAGAAUAAAAGACCAUCCAUGCCACUGUGUAAAUCCUUGCUUUGUCCAAACUUGAGUACUCUGUGCAGUUCUGGACUCUCCUUUGGGUGAUAUGCUGUACUCUGUUUAGGAUAACUGCGGAGAUGGAGGAAGACCAAUGGAGAUGACUGUAUAUAUGAAAUAGCCUUGAUACAAGGAGAGCAAGAGCAUCCUGUACUGAUUUGUUAGUGGCAGUGUAGUCUAAGGAGUUGCUGUGCUUCUCUCUUGCUGGUACUAGUACUCACAUGAUUGUAUAGAUGGGUGGGUCAGUUGGUCUCUGAGCAGAAUAUUACCAUGAUCAAGCUGUUUUCUGUAGGGGGUGGGAACUGCAGCUUCGAGUAGGAGGGGUGGCAAAACUGGUGCACUUCUGGUGCUAGAAUUGUUUAGGGAAAACUUGAGCAUCACAGCAGAGGGAGGAAUGAGAGGAUGGGUGCACUACAAGCCUGCAAAAUUGUGAGUGGUAUGGAGAAGGUGAAUAGCCUCAGAGCCAUGCAAAGCUGGAGACCAGGAGGGUAUUCAGGUAGUUUUAAUUGCUUUCUUGUCCUGCCCAUGUACUUUAUCUGGUCAUCUGACAGACUGCUGUUCUACUGAUGUGUUUUGUUUUAUGUCUUAUUUUCCCCAUUAGGAUUUGGGUGUCAGUUUAUGCUUUAUAGAAACUGAAUGCCAUCUUGUUUCUCCCCAACCCCAAAAGAGGAGGGCAACACAUUGUGAGGGCAGAGAAUAAAAAAGGAAAGAAGGCAUCUCAAAAUGUUGUGUCGAGCUGCUCUGAGCCCCCUUGUCCGUUCCCCUGGAUGGUGCUUUGUGUUAUCGCCACAUGCCAUCGCAGCCAUUUCCCGUUUAUAUCUCCCUUAUCAUAACCAAAGGUUAAGGAAUGAAUCCAUCCGUUGUUGGAGCAACAUCCCAUUUAUCACUAUGCCACUCAGCCGUGCACAUGGAAAAUCAUUUGCACACCGCAGUGAGCUGAAGCAUGCAAAGCGGAUUGUAGUGAAGCUGGGUAGUGCUGUUGUGACUCGAGGGGAUGAGUGUGGCUUGGCCCUUGGGAGGCUGGCAUCUAUUGUAGAGCAGGUGUCAAUGCUGCAAAAUCAGGGCCGAGAGAUGAUGAUUGUAACCAGUGGUGCUGUAGCUUUUGGAAAGCAACGGUUGCGUCAUGAGAUCUUGCUUUCUCAGAGUGUGAGGCAAGCGCUUCAUUCAGGCCAGAGUCAGCUAAAAGAUAUGGCUAUUCCAGUCUUGGAGGCCCGAGCCUGUGCAGCAGCUGGCCAGAGUGGACUAAUGGCUCUGUAUGAGGCCAUGUUUACACAGUACAGCAUCUGUGCGGCUCAAAUUUUAGUCACCAACCUGGAUUUCCAUGAUGAACAGAAGCGUCGGAACUUAAAUGGAACAUUGCAUGAGCUUCUAAGAAUGAAUAUUGUCCCUAUAAUUAACACUAAUGAUGCUGUUGUUCCACCUCCAGAGCCGAAUAGUGAUCUGCAGGGGGUAAAUGUGAUUAGUGUGAAGGAUAACGACAGUCUGGCAGCACGACUGGCUGUGGAAAUGAAAACUGAUCUCCUGAUUGUUCUCUCAGAUGUAGAAGGACUCUUUGACAGCCCUCCAGGAUCUGAUGAUGCAAAGCUCAUUGACAUAUUCUACCCAGGAGACCAGCAGUCUGUAACAUUUGGAACCAAAUCCCGAGUGGGAAUGGGAGGCAUGGAAGCCAAGGUGAAAGCAGCUCUGUGGGCCCUCCAAGGAGGCACAUCUGUAGUGAUUGCAAAUGGAACCCACCCAAAGAUCUCAGGUCAUGUCAUCACAGAUAUUGUGGAAGGGAAAAAAGUUGGAACUUUUUUUUCAGAGGUAAAACCUGCAGGUCCUACAGUAGAGCAACAGGGUGAAAUGGCUCGAGCUGGUGGCAGGACCCUGGCGGCUCUACAGCCUGAGCAGAGAGCAGAGAUUAUUUGUCGUCUUGCUGAUUUACUAACUGACCAGAGAGAAGAAAUUCUCUUGGCGAACAAAAAGGAUUUGGAAGAGGCUGAAAAUAAAGGGAGAUUGGCACUUCCUUUGUUGAAACGUCUAAGUCUGUCUACGUCAAAGCUGAACAGUUUGGCUAUUGGUCUGCGUCAGAUCGCAGCAUCCUCGCAGGACAGUGUCGGCCGUGUAAUUCGGCGAACACGAAUAGCAAAAGACCUGGAUUUGGAGCAGGUGACAGUGCCUAUUGGUGUCCUUCUGGUGAUCUUUGAGUCCCGUCCUGACUGUCUUCCACAGGUGUCUGCUUUGGCCAUAGCCAGUGGAAAUGGUUUACUACUUAAAGGAGGGAAAGAGGCAGCACAUAGCAAUCAAAUACUUCAUCAUCUGACACAAGAAGCACUCUCCAUUCACGGAGUCAAAGAUGCAGUGCAACUAGUGAACACAAGAGAAGAAGUAGAAGAUCUCUGCCGUUUGGAUAAGCUGAUAGAUCUAAUCAUUCCACGUGGUUCAUCACAACUAGUCAGGAAUAUCCAGAAAGCCGCUAAGGGAAUCCCAGUGAUGGGACACAGCGAAGGGAUCUGUCAUGUGUAUGUGGACACGGAUGCCAGCGUUGAGAAGGUCACACGAAUAAUCAGAGACUCGAAGUGUGAAUAUCCUGCUGCCUGUAAUGCUCUGGAAACUCUCUUAAUUCACCGAGACUUGCUGAGAACCCCGUUGUUUGAUCAGAUCAUAGACAUGUUGAGAGUGGAACAGGUGAAGAUUCACGCUGGCCCAAAGUUUGCAUCUUACUUGACAUUCAGCCCUUCAGAAGUCAAAUCUCUCCGCACAGAAUAUGGGGACCUGGAGUGCUGCAUUGAGGUGGUGGACAGUGUCCAAGAAGCUGUUGAACAUAUCCACAAGUAUGGAAGUUCUCACACGGAUGUUAUCAUCACAGAGAAUGAGAAAACAGCGGAGUUCUUCCUCCAGCAUGUGGACAGCGCUUGUGUUUUCUGGAAUGCCAGUACCCGAUUCUCUGACGGCUAUAGAUUUGGACUUGGUGCUGAAGUGGGAAUUAGUACUUCUCGUAUCCAUGCACGUGGACCAGUGGGAAUUGAAGGACUCUUAACCACAAAGUGGUUGCUGAGGGGGGACAAUCAUGUUGUUUCUGACUUCUCAGAGCAUGGCAGCAUGAAGUAUCUUCAUGAGAGCCUCCCUCUCCCUCAGAGAAAUACCAACUAAGAACAUUGCAGGGAGGGGUGGGACACCCCAGGGAUAUAAAUAUUUCCUGAAGAUGUUUAGGCUUCCGGGUACUCUCUGGGGAUGGAGUUUGUUUUUCAUCUUCAGGAAUAUUGUUCUCGGUCACUGUGCAGUACAGUGAAUACAAAAUGAUCUCAUCUAUGAGGUGUUUUUUGGUUUUUUUUUUUUCCCUGCCUCUUUCUUUUUCCUUAGAUAGUAUCUGCAAACUGACCUCCUUUUCCCAGAGACAGACUUUUUCAAAACAUACAGGUAACAUAAGGAAAGAUUUAAACACCUGCCGCAUUCUUCUUUUAUCCCAAUGCUCCCUAUAGCAAAUAUGCUUGGUGGUGGAACAUAAAUUUUUUUCUUAAGUUUUUGUUUUAUCCAAAUAUCUGUUCUGGAGAACAAACUUGAGAGUUUUUUUUCUUCAGUCUUACGAUCUUGGCAGCUCUUGAAAGCCAGAAAGCUUUACGCUUACUUUCUUUGUGUUUGAUCACUCUUGUGAUAAGGGGAAUAGAUGUUCCAGAUGCAUAGUAAGCUUUUGACCAAGAAACCUUUUAUAUCUAAUUUCUUUGUAUUGUUGACUACUGUAGCUAACUAACAUGACUGCCUACUACAUGAAUUUUGUUACUUAUUUGUACCGACGCUGUGUUUCUCUUUGGUUUUGUAUAAAACUUAACCUUCCCCAACCCCUUCUCCAAAAGCAGUAGUACUUCGACCUUGGCUUUUCCGAAUAAAGCUCCGAAGAAACGCU
Aquila chrysaetos chrysaetos is the source of this 5437-nucleotide messenger RNA. RefSeq names its product aldehyde dehydrogenase 18 family member A1 (gene ALDH18A1). The record is from RefSeq and is a predicted model, not a curated record. NCBI's taxonomy places the organism in Eukaryota, Metazoa, Chordata, Aves, Accipitriformes, Accipitridae. Gene Ontology annotation, cellular component: cytoplasm; mitochondrion. Gene Ontology annotation, molecular function: glutamate 5-kinase activity; glutamate-5-semialdehyde dehydrogenase (NADP+) activity; ATP binding. The coding region runs from base 2278 to 4686 and encodes 802 amino acids. The transcript has 18 exons.